Actinia tenebrosa (Australian red waratah sea anemone) is the source of this 1784-nucleotide messenger RNA. RefSeq lists its product as uncharacterized. The record is from RefSeq and is a predicted model, not a curated record. NCBI's taxonomy places the organism in Eukaryota, Metazoa, Cnidaria, Anthozoa, Actiniaria, Actiniidae.
UGAAUUUUUUAAAAAAACCGUUCAUAGUUGGAGGAUUUCUUUUCGAAAGCACUUGGAAAAGUGAACAUUUUUAAUGCUUUGUUAAAAGAGCGUUCUUAAAAAAUCAGAGAAGUGAGAACCACAACAUAAUCAGAAAGAGAAGAUGUGGCGGUUCGUCUUUUCUUCUUACUUCGUCUUCAUUGUAUGCUUGGACGGUACUUAUGGCCAGUCCCAUUCUCCUUUACAUCCCUACCGAGGACCCAAAGAUAGAUCUGGAAUAUUUUCCACCAUCAAAGAUUAUGCAAUAAGUUUGGUAUUCAAGACUCUGCAAGUAUUCGACGCCUUUGCUUGUGUGUCAGCAUGUCUCAGGGAACCCAGCUGUCAAUCAGUCAACUUUGGUACCUCAGGACAUCCCAAGCACCUUUGCGAGCUCAGUCAAAAAUCUCUAAAAUGCAGUCCUGUCUAUAAAGAGCACAGACCAGGAUUUAUUCAUUAUUUUCUAGAGGUUAAAUAUGGUGACUCAUGCAGAAAUGUACCGUGUAAAAAUGGAGCGACUUGUGAACCAGCUUGUGACGAACCAGGGUUUCGAUGUAAAUGUGGAGCAUUCAACACAGGUCAAUACUGCCAGUUAUGGACCGUUGAUGUGUCUUCUUGUAAAGAUAUCCUAAGCAAAACAAGCUAUCGUACGGACAUGGCCUACUCGUACAUGAUCGACAACAAACAAACAGAUAUAUAUUGUCAUUUGUCAAGCGAUCUGUGUGGAAGUAGGGGGUGGACGCUAGCUAUGAAGACUGACGGCUCAAAGAACACAUUUAUUUUCUCGUCAGCCUUGUGGUCUGACAAGACAGCGUAUAAUCUAUCAGCAGGUAAAACCGGUUUUGACAAUCACGAGACCAAGAUGCCCAGCUACUGGGUUAUGCCUUUCCAGAGCUUGUGUGUCGGUAUGAAAGUCGGGAACAACUUGAACUGGGCUCUCAUUCCUUAUCCAGCUUCUUCCUUGUAUGACGCCAUUGUUGGAAAUCACACUUUCACCAUCGGUCGAAACAAAUGGAUGUCCCUGAUUGAUGGUUCCUCGUUACAGCAAAACUGUAAUGCAGAAGGUUUCAAUGUUGGAAAAGAGGGUUUGGAUUGGGUGUCUGCGCGCAUAGGCGUGGUUGCAAAUGACCAAAAUGAUUGUGACACCCCAGAUAGUAGCAUUGGUUUUGGUAUUGGUUUCAGUACUUUGACGUGUGGAAAUCGCUGCAGCGGAUUAGGAUGUAGUAACGGAGAGAAAAACGUAGCGGCGUUUGGAUACAUCUUAAUCAAGUAAAUCAUYCCUAUUACGUGCGAUCUUACCUAUUCAAAAAUCGCUUCAUUAUCAUGUUAAUGGGCUCCCUGUAUUAUAAUAAUCGUAUAAUGUACGAAAUGUAUGCGCAUGCGCGUUGCAAACACUAGAAACAUUCUAUAUACCGAUAAAAACAAACAUACAUCGGUUUAUACGUUAAAAUAGCUAAUUUUGAUAUUUGUUUAAACCAUGAGCAUUUUUCAUAAGAAGCAGGUGAUCCCGCGAUUUUACCCACGACCACUUUUUUUGCUUUUUACUAUUCUAUUUGUAAAAUCAAAGUUCAAAAAAGGUAUUUAAAUUUUCAUUAUAUUUUAAGCUUUUCCCGUGAGCUCAGUGGAGGAACCCACAACAGCUUUCGCCAAUUACUUUUAGCGCCGUGCGACGGCCCAUAUGCGUAUGAUAUAUGAUAUGCUUGUGUUGAUUAAUAUAAAUAUAUAAUAUUGAUAUUGAUAUAUGCGGCAAUGAGUAAUUAAUGAGUAAU